AGUCUGAUUUCAUGGAGUCUGCCCGCAUCACCUCGGGAUUUAAUUUAUGCUUCGAAAAUCAGACGAUCGACGGGCUGCAGCUUGCACAUUAUAUGCAAAGCAUAAAUACCACGGUAUAAGUGGGGUACUUUUAUACAUCGAAGCAAAGUACUAGGUACAUAGUUACAAUCAAUUAACUACUAUGUAAACCAGAAUUCUAAAACCUGCCCCGCGCCGCUGUCAAGUGCGACCGCGGGGCACCUCAAUCGAACUGCCCCUCCAAACUUUCACAAGCUUCCAUUUUAAACUAAACAACUACAACAACACCAUCAUUAAAAACAACCUCCAAGUCAAUUAGGGAUAAAUCAGACAAGAUGUUUAAGAAAGACAUAUCCCCCGCCCCCAAAUCCAAGCUAAAGUCGUCAGUUCAACGGUCGUUACGGCAGUCCCUAUUGACAACAUACCCUCUCUUAAAUCCCUAUAUCGAUGAGAUCCUACCCAAGAAGGGCUCACUGGAGGCCAUGAAACUUCCUGACCGUUGCACCCUAUAUGUUCUCGACUCCCAACCCCUCUUUUUCCAGUACGACACCGCCACCCUACUACCGCAUCUGCGCCUCGUCCACCGUUUCCCCGCCGCCUUCCCCAGUAUACGCAUAGACCGUGGUGCGAUCCGUUUCGUCCUUUCUGGUGCCACACUCAUGGCCCCCGGCCUGACGAGCGCAGGUGGUAGGCUACCAAGUGGAGUGUACGAGGGCGGAGAAGGGAAGGAAGGCCUUGACGAGGAUGAGAGGUGGACGAGGGAGCUAGAGAAGGGCGAACCGGUUGUGGUGAGAGCUGAGGGGAAGAUCGAGGCGUGCGCUGUCGGCUUCUUAGUCGUGGGGACCAAGGAAGUUAAGGAGAAGGGCAAAGGACCCGUGAUCGAAGAUGCGCAUUGCCUGGGUGAUGGUUUAUGGAGGCUUACCGCGGUCUAGAGAGUGAGUUACUGGGCAAUCUAAUUCCCUAUUCGUCACCAUUCAAUGGUGAUCUACGCGAACAUCUCGGGAAUAAGAAUUCACGUGCUCUGGACAAGCACUAUGGAAAAGGCCGAUGGCAGCGGCCUUCCCACGGCUAAGUAACAUCGACAGGGACCGAGUAUACAUCCAAAGUAUAAAACGAGCAAUAUUAAUUUCAAUGAGAAACUACGAUAGGGUCAUUGGGUGGCAGUUUGAAGCCGAGCGAGUAGGACAGCACUCAAAUUUAUGAAUAUAUCUACACGAAUUAUACGAAUAAAACGAACUUUGACAGGGUAUAAAACGAUUUAACAUUUUUGAAUGAGCAGUAGCAGCGUAUCGACGAGAUAUUCUUUCGGCGAGUGGGAAGUUUGAGAUACUUGGAAUCUCUACUGGAAACCACAAAGAACAUGGCUUUUACAUGACGAAUGGACAAACAGGACUAGAUACCUACUAUGUGGUAGAUUGAAAGGACAGAUGAUACGAUUCACUGAAAAACAAAUACAAAUUUGAACCGGGCAAUGUAUAGCAUUUGGUCAUUGGUAUUUGGUAGUGUUACGGGACGGAAGUAGUCACAUUGGUAAGGUAAAACAUAAGAGACUGGAAACUUGGCACAAAUAGCAGGUAUUUAU
Messenger RNA from Hypoxylon fragiforme, 1600 nucleotides. Its product is annotated as translation machinery-associated protein. The transcript has 2 exons. The record is from RefSeq and is a predicted model, not a curated record. Lineage: Eukaryota; Fungi; Ascomycota; Sordariomycetes; Xylariales; Hypoxylaceae. The coding region runs from base 354 to 950 and encodes 198 amino acids. Gene Ontology annotation, molecular function: RNA binding. Gene Ontology annotation, biological process: formation of translation preinitiation complex.